UCACACCCCCCCCCACUCCCCCACCCUCCAAAAACCCAAAACACACCUUUCUUUAGCCCAUCUUUUUCUUCUUAUAAAUUAAACUUCACCCUCUUUCUUCAACUGUUGAAAUAAACACCAUAACUCAUCAACAAAGAGAAAAAAAGAAAGAAAAAAAUCAAGAAUCCUUUAAAAAAUAGCCACUUUCAUGGCUGUUGAUGUAUGUUGUGAGAUUGCAAGUUUAGUUGUUAGUCCAAGAAUCUCCUUUUCACAUGAUGAUGGAAUUCCACUUGAAUGCCAUCAACAACAACAUUAUAGAUCAGAUGCAUUUCUUCUUGAAUCAUCAUCCACCAUUGAUUUUGAUUUUGAUUUUUGUGUUAGUGAAAAACAAUUAUUCAUCUCUUCUGCUGAUGAACUUUUCUCCAAUGGCAAGAUCCUCCCUUUUGAAAUCAAGAACUCAACACCCUUAACACAAAUCAUCAACAAAUCUUUGCAAAAACAGCCACAAUCCUUUUCACAAUUGCAAAAACAGCCACUUCUUGAAAAUGACAAGGAAAAUACAAAGAAAAAAAGCUUAAAGGAAUUCUUAUCCAAUGAUAUUGAUGAUGAUGAUGAAGAACAAGAAACAGAAAAAUUGCUACAACCAAAACCAUUUUGGCAAUUCAGAAGAAGUAGUAGCUUGAAUUACCAAAAUAGCCACAUUUUGCAAUUUCUAACCAGAAGUAACUCAACUGGCUCUGCUCCAAUACAAAAGAAUCCAAAAGUAUAUCAAAAACAAAGUUCACAAAGAGAACAAAGAGAAAAAAUAAAAGUUCUUAGAAAAAGUUCAUCAUUAUCAUCAUCAUCAUCAUCUUCAUCAUCAUCUUCUUCUUCAUUUUCGACGAAUUUUUCGUCAUUUAAUCAGAGCCAUUCAUUGCAUUCAUCAUCAUCAAAGAAGAGUCAAUCACAUCCAUUGAAGAAGAGUUAUAGUAGAUCUUAUGGCAAUGGAGUUCAUGUGAGUCCUGUUUUAAAUAUUCCACAAGCUUUGUUUGGUUUAGGUUCUUUGUUUUGUAAUGGCAAAUCAAAAAAGAAGAAAUAAUUUAUUUAUUUUUUUGGUUCAUAGAUCAAAACAUCUUCAUAUAGUUUAUAGAUGUUCCUUUUUUAAAUUUAUAAGAUUCAAUUUAUAUAA
This is a messenger RNA of Solanum pennellii, 1147 nucleotides long. RefSeq lists its product as uncharacterized. Lineage: Eukaryota; Viridiplantae; Streptophyta; Magnoliopsida; Solanales; Solanaceae. The transcript has a single exon. The record is from RefSeq and is a predicted model, not a curated record. The coding region runs from base 188 to 1057 and encodes 289 amino acids.